UCCACCACACCCACCCACACAGGUAGGGCCUUGGGGUGCGGGUGUGUCACCAGGGUGCAGGGGAGGCAUUCCCCCCCCCCCUCUGUCCCCUUCUGGCCACCUGUGCCUCAAUUUUAUUCCACAACUUAGACAUCCACAUUCCUCACACUCUCAUAACACACACAUAUAUAUAGGGCCUUGAGGGUGACCACGUUAACGGCGUCCAGUGGACGGUCUGUAUAUUCAACCUUACCUCUGGCACCGGUGCCCACCUCUCAAUUUUAAAUCCAUGUAGACAUUGAGGGUUCUCGGGAGGGGCCGUGCUAACACCUGCUGCUCUCCGGCAGCAGCACCAUGCCCUCCCUUGUUUUAAAUGCACUUUAGAACAACACGCAGCAACACUACACAUGAGCGGGAGGAGGGAGGUAUGGGGUCUUCACACACCCCCGUUCUCUACUAGCCAUCGGGGCGGGGGGCUGGGAGGAGGUGUUGGCUGUCCGAUGGGCCUCCCUGCUGCCGCGGAGCCUGGGGCGGUCUGCUUGCCUCCACCCCGGGGGAAAGGGUCACAUCUCUUGGGUCUGGGUGCCGUUUCCCCCUCUGGGGGUGAGGGUACCUGGACCCGGGGUAUAGAGUAUGUUUGGGGAGUGUGAUUGUGUGUACAUGUCCAUGUAUGUCUAUUACUAAGUUGGGUGAGUGCUGAGUGUUUGUAUAUGUGUGGAUGAGGGUGGGAAUGCAUGUUUGUGUCUGUGUGUGCCUGUUUGUCUGUGUCUAUAUGUCAGGUCGGGUCUUAGACUCCACCUCUCUGGGAACACCCAGGCCCUCCAAAGUGUGGAGGUCUAUCUCCCCUCACCACACUCCCUGCCGGUAACUGAUGCACUCAGGGGUUGGUGCAUUGGUGGUUCUUGGUGUCCGGGGCUGGGCGCUCAGGUAUGCACCAGCUCACUCCCGGUGGCUACUUGGCGGGGCCUGGUGCCUGUCGCUCGGUCAGGCCUCUUCCGGGGCAAAGGGGACCCCCCGGGCCUCCGGCCUCGGGGUCUGCGGCUCAGUUCACUCUGGCACAGCUGGCUGCCGGCAGAGCCGGCGGGCACGCCAGUGCAGCCCCCUCUGGCUUCUGCUCCGUGGCUACUGGGUGACCCCUCGUCUGGGGAUCUCCUCAGCCCUUCCCAGGAGGGUGGCACGGAUGCCCCUCCGGUGGUCCACCUUGGGCUCUCGCACUCUGGGGCCUCUGGAUGUCUGAAGCCUGGAUCUUCUCCAUGCCUGCUUCAUGCCCUGGGGGACGGGGCUAUGGCCCCCCACACCCUCUAGCAGACCGUUACAUAGAGAAACCUUUUGAAUACAAGCGCGCUGAUCCACACAGGUGUGCACACGGAUGUUCACUGUUCGUAGACAUAAACUACACCUUUCUUAGCUGCUACUUCAAAGCACAUUGUGCGCCGUCUGUCCUGCGUGCUGCACAACAACAUUCAAUAUUUAGUAUUUACUGCUGUUCACACUUAGCUAGAUUAACGGGAUGGUGUUGUGUUUAGUAUGUUGCUUUGUUUUUUUUUUUGCUUGUUUUCUCUUCUUUUUCUCUCAACAGGUGAUCCAGGAGAUUUUUUUUUCUUUUUCUCCUUGUCUUUAUUCCGGUACUAUCAGAACGUCUGCACCUUUAGUUAUUCCUCCGUGUGGUGGGACUGGCCGAGAUGGGAGAGAGAGAUUGAUUGGAUGGCACUGAAUGGGAUCAAUCUGCCGCUGGCUUUCACUGGCCAAGAAGCCCUGUGGCAGGAGGUUUACCGUGCUCUCGGGUUAAACCAGUCAGAGAUAGAAGAGUUCUUCUCCGGUCCGGCGUUCCUUGCCUGGAACCGUAUGGCAAACUUGUUCAAGUUUGGUGGACCUCUGCCGCAGUCCUGGCACGUGAACCAGCUCUACCUUCAAUUUAAGAUUUUAGAGCGGAUGAGAUCCUUUGGCAUGAUCCCUGUGCUGCCGGCCUUCUCUGGAAACAUUCCCAAGGGAAUCCUCAGAGUUAGUAUUGCUGCUGCUUGCUUGUGUUUCAGGCUGUAUCCAGAGGCCAGAGUAACCAGACUGGGGCCAUGGUCUCAUUUCAACUGCAGCUACUCAUGUUCGCUUGUCUUAGACCCACAAGACCCCCUUUUCCACCACAUUGGUUCCCUGUAUCUGUCCCAAGUGCUGAAGCAAUUUGGGACGGAUCACAUUUACAGCACUGACACCUUCAAUGAAAUGACUCCACCCUCCCCUGACCCCGCCUACCUGUCUGCAGUCAGUCGCUCGGUCUUUGCCUCAAUGACAGCAGUUGAUCCCCAGGCAGUCUGGCUGAUGCAAGGUUGGCUGUUCUUCAGCGAUGCAGCGUUCUGGAAACCAGCCCAGAUUCAGGCCCUACUACACGGAGUGCCCCUUGGACGGAUGAUUGUGCUGGACCUGUUUGCAGAGACCGAGCCAAUCUUCUCCUACACAGAGUCUUUCUAUGGGCAGCCCUUCAUUUGGUGUAUGUUGCAGAACUUUGGGGGCAACAGUGGGCUGUUUGGUACGGUUGAGAGCAUCAAUUCAGGCCCUUUUAAAGCCUUGCAUUUCCCAAACUCCACCUUAGUAGGCAUAGGCAUGACACCAGAAGGCAUUGAGCAGAAUCCUGUGACGUAUGAACUGAUGAGUGAGCUGGCUUGGCGCAAGGAGCCAGUCAACUUGGCCAAGUGGGUGUCGCUCUAUGCCAUACGUCGCUAUGGCAAUACACAAGAGAGCCUGACUACUGCGUGGAGGCUCUUAUUUGCCAGCAUUUACAACUGCACUGACCCACACUACCGAAACCACAACCACAGCCCACUGGUCCGCAGACCAUCCUUUCACAUGAACACUGGGCUUUGGUAUGACCCCGCUGACUUGUACAAAGCUUGGAAACUCAUCAUGGAUGCAGCUCCUUCUCUUAUGUCCAAAGAGACAUUCAGGUAUGAUCUUGUGGAUGUGACACGGGAGGUGCUACAAGUACUGACUACGUCCUUUUAUCGAGAUAUUGCAGAUGCUUUCAAGAAGCAAAACUUGUCAGAGUUGCUGACUGCAGGUGGUGUGCUAGUCUAUGACCUCUUGCCGGAGCUCAAUCGAUUGCUGAGUAGCAACCGAAACUUCCUGUUGGGGACGUGGCUGGAGCGAGCUCGGUCCCUCGCCGUGGAUGACAAGGAGGCGCAGCUCUAUGACAUGAAUGCCAGAAACCAGAUCACUCUCUGGGGUCCCAGUGGUGAGAUCCUGGACUAUGCCAGCAAGGAGUGGGGGGGGCUCAUGGAGGACUACUAUGCCCAGCGAUGGGGCCUGUUUGUCCAAACGUUGGUGGAAUGCCUGAACAGCGGACAACCCUUCAAGCAGGCUGCCUUCAACCAGGCGGUAUUCCAAAUAGAAAAAGGAUUCAUUUACAACGGCAGAAAGUACCCGACCAAACCUCAGGGAGACACGUACGAGAUUGCUUAUAGGAUCUUCCUCAAGUACUUUCCACAGGCCCUAAACAGACUAUAGUGAGCAGAGAGUACAUUUUUGAAAAACUUGCAAGUAACAGCUUGAAGAAUGUGUUUGUCCACUUUCUGUUGUCCUCGGCCGUCCCUGAACAAACUGCUUGGGCUUACAGGAACAAUCUGUUUUUUGCACACUUACUGAAAUCAGCAACAGGUGGUUUUGUCUGUUCUUGGAAGAUUAUUUUCACUUUAUGCUCAGACUGAUCACAUUCCCAAUAAUGCUCCAUAUCAGAGGAGGAAGAAUCAAAUCUCUGCUCGACUGUUUGAGGUGUUCUACAAACUCUGCUGGUACUGUUUUAGACUGAACUGAUCGUAAGGAAAAUGUUUCGCAUGUUAAGAAAUGCACAUAUUCACCAUUUCAGAUUAAUACGAGAAGACUGAUCGGAAUCUCCAAUCUGCGCUUCAAUUGUAGAAAGUCUGGAUCUGUCCAAUCCAGUCUGCAUGCAUAAAGGCGGCUUACAAACCUGCUGUGUACCUGAAAUGCGCACUUCAGUGUCCCGCUACUGUUAGUGGGGAAAUCUAGCAAGGAAGUAGAAGCACAUUUAACACACAAAAUAAUGUGUAGUUAUAGUUUCAACUAUAAAGCAGACACGAGUCUGAUCUCCAUCUUUAGUCGCACAGAAAGCAAAUCUGAAUAUUGGACAUGUUAAACUUUAAGUGUGCAGUUCUGGUAAACUCAAGGAAAUGUUCGACCUUCUAGAAAACUGUACUUAUGAAUAAUGUGCUGUUUUUAGAAAUUGACUCUGUUAUGCAUUAGUCUGAAGUUAAUUUGGAUAUUGUGAUUUUUUUUUUCCUUGUUGUUUUUUCUAAACGAAAUGAGAGACGGGAAUAUGUUUUAUAGAACUGACAUUAAGUAGAGGCAGAACAAGAAGGCCGGCGUCCUGCUCAUCAAACUGUUUGGGUGCUUCUGACACUGUUUAACAACCACCUCCUGUAUUUAGAGCUCCUGCUAACAUGUUCAGUUAAACGUAGUGUUAAUCCACAAAGGUCUUCCAAACAGAUGAAUUUGUAUUUAGCAAUGAACGAUAAAGCUGACAAGCUCGUGUAUUCUUGUC
Molecule: messenger RNA, 4525 nt
Organism: Pelmatolapia mariae (spotted tilapia)
Lineage: Eukaryota; Metazoa; Chordata; Actinopteri; Cichliformes; Cichlidae
Gene: naglu
Product: N-acetylglucosaminidase, alpha
Exons: 6
Coding region: 1507-3474 (655 amino acids)
Source: RefSeq, a predicted model, not a curated record